AUGGAAGAGGGCAUGUCAAGCACGGUUUCAAACAGUGGGAUGAAAAUGAAUACUGUAGGAGGAGUAUCAGAUUCAAGCCUGGCUGCUAAUGACUCAACAGAUGGUGCUUGUAAGCGUGUGUCUAAGAAGUUCAAAGGAGUUGUUGAGCAGCCAAACGGGCAUUGGGGUGCCCAAAUAUACGCCAAUCACGAAAGGGUUUGGCUUGGCACUUUCAAUUCUGAGAUUGAUGCAGCCAUGGGUUAUGACAGUGCUGCACUCAAGCUUAGGGGUAGAGACUGCCAUCGCAACUUUCCGUGGACAGAAACCACCUUUGAAGAGCAGCACUUUCAGAAUCAGUACGCCACAGAAGUUGUGCUCAUUAUGAUCAAGGAUGGUUCCUACCAGACCAAGUUCUCGGAAUUUCAAAGAAGCCGGUCUGGAAUUGAGAGUGUGGGGGCUGAUGUUCAAUUUGGCAGCUUAGCUAGGGUACAAAGCAGCAACGGAAAGGGAGAGCUGUUGGAAGACUUUCUUUUCCAAAAAGAGCUGACGCCAAGCGAUGUGGGUAAGCUCAAUAGACUUGUGAUACCAAGUAAAUAUGCGUGUACCUACUUUCCCACUGUUUCUGAAGCCAUAAGGGGAAAGGUGGAGAGUUGCUCCAGCCAGCUGACGUUUUAUGAUAGGAUGAUGAGGUCAUGGACAUUCCGGUUCUGUUUUUGGAAGAGCAGCAAGAGUUUUGUAUUCACCAAGGGUUGGAGUAGGUUUGUUAGGACACACGAUUUGCAGGCCAGAGACACCAUCAGAUUCUUGCAAUGCCGGUACAAGCAAUCUGGGGACGGUAAUUAUAAGGAGCAGCCUCACUCAUUCUGCAUGAUUCAAGUUAAAAAGGAUGGUGGUCGAAGCAAUGAUGUGAGCUGUUUGGUUGAGAAUAAUGCUAAUAGUUACCAAUUUGAUGGUGUUAUGAAUGAUGGAGGCAUGAUGGAUUUGGAUUAUAAGUUUAAAGUUGAAGCUGUAAGCCCAAAUAAUCAUGAAGAUGAAGAUGGAAUCCUCCUAGCAGAUCAGAAGAAAUGUUUCAGGCUCUUUGGAGUGGAAAUCAGUGAUGUCGAUGUGCUUUCUUCACAUUCGAUCAUAGUAUAG
Messenger RNA from Prunus armeniaca (apricot), 1113 nucleotides. NCBI's taxonomy places the organism in Eukaryota, Viridiplantae, Streptophyta, Magnoliopsida, Rosales, Rosaceae. The record is from the annotation of a GenBank genome assembly.